This is a messenger RNA of Ceratitis capitata (Mediterranean fruit fly), 6407 nucleotides long. It is a transcript of the gene spir, whose product is annotated as protein spire. Lineage: Eukaryota; Metazoa; Arthropoda; Insecta; Diptera; Tephritidae. Gene Ontology annotation, biological process: intracellular transport; Golgi vesicle transport; cleavage furrow formation. Gene Ontology annotation, cellular component: cell cortex; cytoplasmic vesicle membrane. The record is from RefSeq and is a predicted model, not a curated record. The transcript has 18 exons. Gene Ontology annotation, molecular function: actin binding. The coding region runs from base 670 to 4077 and encodes 1135 amino acids.
GAACGGUCAAUGUGGAAUUAAAGAUGUGUUUUCGGAAAGUAGCGCAUGAUAAAAGUUAAUUUUGAAUUUAUUCAAGUGUUGAGAAGCAAAUAACAAAGAAGAGAAGAAAUCAAGAAAAAAGAGGAAAAAAAUUGUGCUCGAGAUAAGACAAAUCAGAAUUUAAUUAUAGAAAGUACGUCCGACAAAGGUCUCCUCCAAAUUAUUUAUAAGCGGUGAAGAAAUUCUUAAGCGACCAAAUCGACCAUUUUUAAUUGACAACGGAAAGACAGCAGCAUCAAAAGGCGUAAGUGAAACGCCGACAUCAACAACAACAACAACAACAACCGCAACGACUAAUAAAUUUAUUGAAAAAAAAUUUUGAUGCAGAUUAAAAAGGACGACAUCCAGGGAUAAUGCAUAUUUGGAAAAUUUAUAAAAUGUAGUCAAAAAAAUUUGUUAUUGAAUAAAUAAAAUGUUUGUGUAGUUCUGUGUCGAAGAAAGUAAAUUGUCUGUGUAUACGCGUACAAGCGAAGAAUCUGUGUGAACCGUGAAAGUGAACCGUCUAAAACGACAACUCCGAAUUCCCUUAAGAAUCGACGAUUCACCAAAUCAACUAAACAGUCCAACUAAUCAAUUAACUAAUUGCAAUUACUUCGAUCUAAUAGUAAAGUGUUUUCUCAUAUCACUAACAUGACUGAGGAAAACAACAACAAUAUAACUAAAAACAAUCACAACAAUACAAACAGCCAAAAGCUGGACGACACCGGCGGUGGAGGUGUAAGUGGCAGUGAAACUUGCACCAUUAAAUCCUACACCAAUUUGGAGGUGAAGAAGAAGCCAACACCCAUUGUAACCAUAAACUCCGACACCGAAGAAGGUUUCCUCUCCACCUCGCCGGACAGCAAUAACGGUGAGCAAAUGCUACGCAACAAAUGCAACAAUAGCGCCGUCACGGAAACAGCCAACGGCUGCUCCACAAUGCCACAGCAAACGUCGCCUAUGCCACCGCCCGUCUGCCUCUGUACAAAUCCGGAGAAUUGUGUGACGCUGAAGAAUAUUUUGGACUCCUUCAAAUCACCACUCUCGGAAGAGCAGGCCUGGGCGUUACUCCAUCAAUUUAUGACGCUCUACCGGCAGGUGGCUGCUGCUGGGCAGAAGCACAUUUUCAAUGAUCUAGAAAUACCUGAUGACAUUGAGCACUUGAAUUUGCAUCGCGACGGUGCUGUGCAUUGCUCGUGGUCGGAUAUCGAGCUUAAAGAGCGGGAACAGAAGGUGCAGCGCGAGAAAGAGCUGCGACAACAACGGCAGCAGAACAAAGAACCCUCAGAGGAGCAGCACUCAUGCGAGGAGACAGAGCCACAAGGCGAUGAUAAUCACGCACUUCUGGUGGCAUCGCACAAAAAGGUCCUCCGCAAAGUCGCAGUUAUUGUGUAUACCGCUUUGGACUACAAUCUGGCAGCGGAUGAACAGUGUCAAAUGUCACAUGAACUGGAAGAGUUGAUCACAUACAUGACAGCUGAAGAAAACGAUGAUGACUGCAUCGAUGAGGGCAUUGAUGAGGGCCACCAACGUUGGGAUGACGAAGGCGAUGAUGAGAAAUGGAGUGAAACCAAAGAAUUUGAUUUUGUGCUUGAGGCCUGCAAAUCACAUAUUAAACCCACUGUACCUGAGGAGCACUAUAAAGCGGUCUGCCGUGCGUUGGUCACCGAAGCAAUCGAGUUGCGAAUAUUCCUGCAACAGGUCCUAAAUGACGGCGCCGAUAAUCUUCAUUUAGAUGCCGGCUCGCAAACUUCCAAACAGGAAUUGGCAAAACUUGGCUUUAACGAUUGGGCACGCUUUUGGGUCCAAGUUAUCGAUGAACUGCGUCGUGGUGUUCGUCUGAAGAAAAAUAAUUACUCACGCACACCCAUUGAGUACGAGUUGACGCCCUACGAGAUACUCAUGGAGGACAUAAGAUCGAAAAAGUACCAACUGCGCAAAGUAAUGGUGAAUGGUGAUAUUCCGCCGCGCGUGAAGAAAGAUGCCCACGCUUUAAUAUUGGAGUUCAUCAGGUCACGGCCGCCACUUAAAAAGGCGUCCGAACGUAAACUACCGCCACCCAUUAAACGUACACCAUCGCCACGUGAACAACUCAUGGACUCGAUACGUAAGGGACAAACACUGAAGCACAUACAACCGCCAACACCGCCUCGACUCAAGGAUCGAUUGCUCCCACCAACAACAACAUUAAUGACAACAACAACAUCACCAGCAGCAACACUCAAUCAUUCAACAUCUUCAAUAACGUUAAAAUCCACAGCAGCAGGACCAACACAUGCAGCAGUGAACGCAUUGAAAAUGACAGAAAACGUGGAACCGCAUACGACGCCGCGCUCCAAGCAGCGGCUAAUCAAAGUGGAUUUCUCGCUGUUGCAGGAUGAUGACAACUUCUUUGAUGAGCCAACGUCAACUGUCAGAUAUGGUAACUGUCAAAACGCACAUGUUGGCGUCUGCUCACAGCCACAAAUGCCUCCUUACCCGAUCGGCGGCUACAUGUCUAUGGGCGGCGGCUACAGUGGCGCUGUAGGAGGAGGCGGUGUGUCUAAUGCGAAUGCGAAGGGGGGUCAUGCGCCCGCAACACAAUUGCCAUCAGCGCUGACUACGCGGGUGCUACGCCGAACAAAGGACUCGUACACCGAGGAUGAGUACCAUAGAUUCUUCGACAACGCGCUGGAAUCUUACGACCUGGCCACACAAUGCGAGUCACGGCGCGCGUCGCUUCGACGCCACACAAUUGUGGGCUGUCAGAGCAAUUUUGAUGAGACGCACUCGAUGCCGCCAACAAGACCCGAGUCGCGGCAAUCGGAUGUGAGCUCCACGGCUGCAGCAGGUGGAAGCGGUACAGAUGCGGCUGCAGCAGGUGGAAGCGGUACAGAUGCGGCUGCAGGCACAACUAAGCAGCUACACAACAAUUAUAACCAAAAACAGCAACAACAGUUGAAACGCUCCCAAAGCCCAAACACGCAUGCUGGUGUUGGCGCCGGUGGCGUUGUUAUGGGUGGCGGCGGCAUGAUUAACAGCCACAGCAGCAAUUGCAGCCGUUCGUCAUCCUCGGUUGGCCCAUGGAGUAAGUCUUUUCUGGAUGAGAAAACCUGGCUCGAACGUGGUGACGAUCGUCUCUCGUUGACACUGGAGGAAAUCGUGCACAUACGUUCGGUUAUGACGAAGGCCGAACUGGAAGGACUGCCUGUGGGUGUGCGUGUCAAGGAGGAUGUCGAAAAGCGCAAAGUCUGCUUCCUGUGUCUGCGUACGCGUUUCUCAAUAUUCGGCCCAUGGGGUAUACAAUGUAAAUUGUGUCAGCGCACUGUCUGCUCCAAAUGCUAUACAAAGAUGAGAAUACCAACGGAGCAUUUCCGCAAUGUGCCGCUUGUCCUGAUAUCGCCCUCGCUGCUAGCCAGUCCGGCUGGUUCCAGCACGCCAUCACCAUCACAUCACGCUCAUCACACGCACUCGUCCUCCACGGGCAACAUACUGGACGAAACCUUCCCCAAAUCAUUGAUUGAGCGUCUGUUGCGCUCCGAGUCAGAGCGUAAGACUCGCAACACGGUGGGUAGUGCACCGUCAUCGCCCAAGCACCAAAGAUCUAAUAUGAGUACGCCCGGCACGGGCCACGUCGUGUCCAGCAGAACGGGCAGCAGCUAUGUGACCAGCCAAGCCAUCGAGGCUGACGAUGCUUCCGCAAUGACGUCUUCUUACAACAACGCCAAUAUGACAAAUGGUAACAGUAUGUACGCCAACAACAACAAGCACAUCAACUUGAUGUCGCGCAGCAUGGAGGGCCCGCGCAGUCUGCCAGCCAAUAGCCCCGCGCGCGCACACUCCAACAGCAGCACCUUGGAUCGAAAAACCAAAUUCUCACGCACCUUCACGCUCUCCGCAUCGGGCACACACCUGAGUCAGGAGCAAAAGGAGAAUAUGCGCGGCGAGCUGGUCACUGUCUGCAAUGACUGUAAGGGACUUGUCAUGGAGAUCACACGCUCCUCCAAACAGACACGCUCCUCGGCGCGUAAUCGGGCGCUGCAAAAUCUCACGCUCGAUCUGUCGCCGGUGUACAAGUGAAAGGAGGCGGACGGCAGGCGCGAGAAAGCGCAGGCUAAACGUAAAACUGCUGGGACAGACUGACCACAGAGGACGGCAAGACUUGUUUAUACAUUGAAAUAAUUGAAAAUGUGCUGUGCAAGCGUGGUUGAUGUGGGGAAUGCACUGCAAGUACUUCCAGCCACUCUCCACUCUUCCUCCUCUUCCACAAAAAUUAAAAAAAAAACUAAUCUUAAUACAUAUAGACACCCAUUCGAAGCGUUGGGAGGGGUGGUGUACACGCUUAGUGUUUGUAAAUAAACUGCAACAACAACAACUAAACAACUUUAUUGAUAUGUUCGAAUUUGGUGUAUAAAUAGCAGCAACAAGUUCGCCGAUUAUGCGAGAAAAAACGAAAACAAAAAACAACAAAUUGGAAAACUAUUCUGUUCCAAGCAUGCGUCACGCCCUAACUGUGUAAAUAAAAAGGAAAUUCUGUUAUAUUUAUUCAAAUAUGUCUGUAUGUGUACUCGCUUUACGCUGACCGUUAUACGAGCGUUCGUUUGGAGUUGGGAGCUUACGGCUCAAAAACAGAGCAAAACUUGAUCAACGCAUAUUUGACGGUUAAUUUCAAAGCAUAUUUAAAGUACAAUAUAUGUAUGUGUGUGCGCUUGAGCACAAUUUAUUUUGGAGCAAAAAUUACAUUUGUAUACAGUUUCGGAAUACGCUUUAAAGUUUGCUAUAAUCAGCUGAGUUUCGUUUUUUAGUUAUUUUUAUUAAUUUAUUUUUGUAUUGAAUUUCAUUUGAGGAGUUUACUGAUUUAAUUUUAUUUUAUGGUAUUUAAACGCUGGAAAUUUUCAAUUUACCCAUUUAUAGCUUCUGUUUCUUUAAAUCUUUUAAAACUUAAGCAAUGCGAAGAAGGAUUUCUUUUGCCAUUUUUUCUUUUAUUUUAUGCGCAAUUUCAAUGUGUCUCCUUCUCUUUAAGAAAAUCCAGAAAUUAUGGUUGUGGGAGAAAUGUACAAAAGGAAAUGAUUUGAUUUAUAUAUAUAUAUAUUUAUUUAUGUGUUAUUUGGACUUACUUUUUUGCCGUUUUUCAAUAAGUUUGAGCAAUAUAUUUAACAGUUUUCGUUCUUAAAUUCUUUGUUUUUGUUCUUUUUUUUUACAUGACAUCUAUUUCUACAUACCUAUAUACAUUACUAUCUUAUUUAAUAUUAAAAUUUUGUACACGUGAUAAUGUUACGAACACUUACCAAUAACGCAAUAUUUAACGGUAACUAAUGAAAUUUAGUUUUAAACGUAACAAAAGUGAACAAAAAUAGAUUUACAAAACAUACAGACAUACAUACGUAUUUGCUAUUAGAUAUCACAAUUAGAAAUAAAUAUCGCGUUUUAUGCUGUACACUUUGCAAAUCCGUAUUUAUAAUAUACACACGAGUACACACAUACACAUUUAAUACUUAAUGAAUUAAGUUGCGCUAAUUACAAUACGUACACACCUAGAAACAUAAUAAGGAUAAGCAGCAGAGCAUAAGACAGACAGUAGAGAAAUGUCACUAUUACAAUUAAAUAAUAUAAACUUAGACAUAUUUAUACAUACAUACAUACAUACAUAAAUACAUAUAUUAAUGGCAUACAUUUAAGACACAUAACACAUAUACAUAUAUAUAUGAACAUAGAGAUAUUGUGAAAUUGCUUGUAAUUUAGUUGUUAGUCACAUUCGUAUUGGUAUUAACAUUGUUUUCGAUUUCAUGCUUUUUGUUUUCGAGUACAUGCAUACAUAUAUUUUUAUGUUUUAAGUUUCGAUUUACGUAUUUAGUUUUGUAAAAUAUAACAAAUGAUUCCACAACUUGAAGGAUAUAUUACCAAUAAUGAUACGAUAUACAUAAAUACAAAUAUAUAUUAUAUUUCAAAGCUAAUAAGCCACAAAUGUACAAAGAAAAGAGAAAAGAAAAAAACUGUUAUAUCACAAUUCUGCAAUAAAACAUCACAGCUAACUUUUGAGGUUUCUGAACUUGUUUCACCAAUAUGUAGUUGCUGAAAUUUGAUUAAAAGUACCGUACUUUAAUUACAAUUAUUAAUACUUGUAAAUAAUUUCAUUUUAAUACUAUUUUAGCAUGAAGCAAUAAUUAAAAAAAAUGGAUUUUCAAAAAUCUGUUAGUUUUUUUUAAGAAAUAAUAGUUUUUUUGCACACUUUUUAAUUUCUUCAGUUUUUUUUUCAACUCACCAGCAAACACUCUUACCGAAACAAGUCUUUGAAACAUUCAAAAAGCCCCAAAUCAAAAGCAUAGAUAUUAAAAUUUAUUGUAAUUGCAUUCUAUGGCAUACUUAUCAAAUGUUGAACAAAAUAAAAUAAAAAAUCAAAUCAAUAAAAA